Nematostella vectensis (starlet sea anemone) is the source of this 1561-nucleotide messenger RNA. RefSeq lists its product as uncharacterized. The record is from RefSeq and is a predicted model, not a curated record. The coding region runs from base 573 to 1439 and encodes 288 amino acids. The transcript has a single exon. Lineage: Eukaryota; Metazoa; Cnidaria; Anthozoa; Actiniaria; Edwardsiidae.
ACUUAGCACUGCCAUUGACACUUAUAACUGCCAUUGACACUUAUAACUGCCAUUGACACUUAUAACUGCCAUUGACACUUAUAACUGCCAUUGACACUUAUAACUACCAUUGACACUUAUAACUGCCAUUGACACUUAUAACUGUCAUUGACACUUAUAACUACCAUUGACACUUAUAACUGUCAUUGACACUUAGCGCGGCUUGAGAUGACUCCGUACUUGCGUACAGCGGUUUUCCUACUACUUUUUUGUACGUGGAAAGCAGUACGGGAAGAGGUAAAAAUGUGUUUGCUUUAUGUCCCGUCAUAAUGGCAGAACCAAGCUACCUCCCUUCUCACGACCUACCACGGGAUGAAGUUAUAGAGGCAUAUUUUAGAUUGGGUUUUCAAUAUUAGGAAAUUAUUGGUUUCCUUGGUCGUUUACAUGGCAUAUCUAUUAGCUUAAGACAGUUGAAAAGAAUUCUCAAAGCGAAACAUUUAAGAAAAAUCGGUAAACAUAGUCAAGCCCAUGACGUUGUAGAUGCUGUAGAGACCGAACUCCAAGGAAGCGGCAGUUACAUCGGUUACCGGUCAAUGCACCGAAGGCUUGUUAUUGAUUAUGGACUAAGAGUAGACCAAGAAACAGUAAGAAGAGUUUUAAAAGCACUUGAUCCUGAAGGUGUUAACAGACGCUCAAAGCAUAGACUGAAAAGGCGUCAAUACCGAGCGAAAGGCCCUGACUAUAUCUGGCACUUAGACGGCUACGAUAAGUUGAAACCAUUUGGUUUUUGUAUACACGGAACAAUUGACGGAUACAGCCGUCGUAUUCUUUGGCUCAAGGUUGGUGUCACAAAUAACGAUCCUUAUGUCAUAGCCACCUAUUUUAUCAAUUACGUUUACAAACAUGGGAAUAGAGCAACUGUUAUCCGUGGGGAUUGUGGAAGUGAACAUACACAUAUUGCUCAAAUACAAAGGUAUUUAAGAGCCGAUCAUGGGGAUUCAUUAUCUUAUGAGAAAAGUUUUCUGUACGGACGCUCUGUCUCUAAUCAGCGAAUCGAGGCAUGGUGGAGCUUCCUACGAAAAACAGAGAAGAAUUGGUGGAUGAAUUUCUUUAAAGAUCUGAGGGAUCAAGGACAAUAUUGUGACAACGAUACAGUCCAGGUUGAGUGCCUGAAAUUUUGUUUUAUGCAGUUGAUUCAAGAUGAAUUAGAUCGUGUGUCUAUGCACUGGAACCUACACAGAAUCAGGCCAUGCAUUAACCAAGAAACACCACCUGGUCGCACAGACGUACUCUAUUAUUUGCCAGAACUUAAUGACUUUAAUAGGCGCUGUCGUAAGGAAGUUUGUUUGGAUGAUGUGAAAGAUAUCCUGCAUGUGUUACAGAAUCACGAUAACCCUAGUGUCACGCUAACCCUAGUGUCACGCAACCCUAGUGUCACGAUAACCCUAGUGUCACGCUAACCCUAGUGUCACGCUAACCUUAGUGUCACGAUAACCCUAGUGUCACGCUAACCCUAGUGUCACGAUAACCCUAGUGUCACGAUAACCCUAGUGUCACGAUAACCCUAGUGUCACGCUAACCC